GUUCUAUUGAAGUGGUAGAUGUAUGUCUGUAAUGGAAUUUUGUUCAGGUUGUUUUUAUUCCUCAGGCCCCGGUCACAAUCUCACCACAAGCGUUCAUUCAGAGGCGAAUUACAUUUAAUGGUUUGAUUGGAUGCGUCUUGGAAUGUCAACUGCUGUGGAAUGAACGCAGUAGCUGAGAUGUUUUUCAUUUUUCUCUGAGCAUGUGCAAGUGAUUGGACUGAGAGGCCCCGAUUGAGGCGUAGGACAUUUUUCUGAGUUUCUUCGUAGUUGAGACGAGUGCGAGAGCAGAAAUCGGAAGAUAUGGAGUCAGGGGCGACUUCCAGGCCUGGUAAUAGGCCACGCAUGUUCAUGUGCUACCUUUGUGGCCGCGAAUAUGGCACCAAGAGGUCAUCAUUCUCACGCAUUUGAUGUAAAGCUAAAGAAUUCUACAAAAACGUUUAGAAAGCAAACCCUAACGUGUAUGACGCAUCGCAGUUUGCCAAUCCACAUUCCACAAUGCCAAAAGAAGUGGCUACUGGAAGAGGAGAACAAGCCCAAGAAUCAUCGGCGCCCUUUGCCACCUCAACCUAAUCUCGAGAAAGCCAUCAGCAAUGGUGAUGCCCAAGCUUUCGAUGUCUUCAACAGCGAGGCAUUAGAAGCAUUUGAGCAAACUUUGCAGCAGUGUCAUCACUGCCAGCGGCGGUUCCUUCCCAAACCCUAUUUGCACCACCAGAAAGGCUGUACAGCAGUAAAUCCUGCGAAGCCUGCUGGGACUGGACUAAUUCCUAUUUCUCUCACUAACAGGCUGGUUCCGGGCGCAAUAGCUGGAUCUAUGCAUGGCAAUGCAAGAACUCAUGUGCCACUUCGUCUCUGUAAACCUGCAGAGAAGUCCAAGCUUGCAAAUUCUGUGAAAAUGUCGAGGCCGGUAUCCGCAAGGCCGGUGUGGACUGGCGCUGGUGGAGAUGAUCCAUCUUUGUUUGAUGUCAGGGAUCCCGGACAGAGCUCCAACUGGAAUAAUAACCUUUGUAACGAAACUGAGAAUUGUAGAAAGCUGACGAAUCCCAGACCCUUCUCAGUCCACAAAGGAAAUGAGGAACUGAAGUUGUCGGUGGCGUUGGCAGAUGACGACAAAUCGCAGCUGGCGGAUACGUUUGAAAACCUGUGGCAAGCCCACAGCAGGGCAGACAAUCUGCGUCUUCCACGGCGAAGGAGCGGUGGCGCCCAGGAGUGGUGCUCGCAGGGGGAGACCAACACGAGCUUGUCUUCGAGACGAGAUGCUAAUCCACGGCCUAAGAGUGCUCUCUCCUCGCAAAACAGACGGCCUCUGAGCGCCACCUGCCAUGACUUCCAAGGUCAUCUGUUACGAGAUUCAAGGCAAGCAGAGUGCAAUGAAAACUGCACACUACCGGAAAGUAAGUGUACAGGAGAGAGUAGAGAACAGCGUUGCCAUCUCUAGAAUUACCUUUUGACGUGAAGAGAAAGAAGACAUUUGUUGAUACUUGGUGGUUUAGAAGAAUAGCGGACAGACUACACUGGUAAUCGAUUUUUGUUUUCUACUGUUGAACUUGCAGCUAGGUGGCUCCCAUUCCGGAUGCCAAUUUGUAUACAAGUUGCACACCUUCGUCCCUAAAAAGAGACACUCCACAGUUAACAUCGAAUAGUUCGUUAUUGGGCACUAA
Messenger RNA from Physcomitrium patens, 1658 nucleotides. Lineage: Eukaryota; Viridiplantae; Streptophyta; Bryopsida; Funariales; Funariaceae. The record is from RefSeq and is a predicted model, not a curated record.